AUGAAAUUCUGCUUCAUCCCCCUCUCCACCCUCCCUCAAUUCCUCUCUCGAUCCCCUCUCCCAUUCUCCCGCCCACCAUUCUACUCCCGUACUCUUGCCUGCGCAUCCGUCCAGCCGCUAUCCAGCUCUGCGGCGACCUCAGUACCCGCCAACCCACCGAGCAACCAGCGAUGGCGCGUCCGCACCGUGCAGGAGGCCCCCGAUGAAGAUAUUGUCGGCCGCACGCUCGUUGUCAAGGGCUGGGUCCGCACCGUCCGCGACCAGAAGAAGUUUGCCUUCCUCAACCUCAACGACGGCUCCUCACUCGCAGGUCUGCAGGUCGUCGUCGACGGUGGCACACCGGCCUACGAAGUUAUCCAGAAACUAACCACCGGCUGCUCCAUCGCCGCCACGGGUGAGAUCGUUCGCUCGCUGGGGAAGGGGCAGGCACUCGAGAUGAAGGCGCAGCAUCUUGAGCUCAUUGGCACCUCGGACUCGGCGUAUCCGCUCCAGAAAAAGAGGCAUACGCUGGAGUUUUUGCGUGGCAUUGCACAUUUGCGCCCAAGGACUAAUUCUAUCGGGGCUAUGGCUCGGGUCAGGAGCGCGCUAGCGUUUGCGACGCAUCAGUUUUUUACCGAGCAAGGGUUUUUAUAUCUUAAUUCCCCCAUCAUCACGGCGUCAGAUUGUGAGGGCGCAGGUGAGAUGUUUCGCGUUACUACCGCAAUUCCGAUGGAUCCGAAGGCGAGUGGAAUUCCCGUCUUGUCGCAGGCGGAUGAGCAAGCUUCAGGAGAUGCGGUAAAGUCGGGGGAUGUGGAUUUCUCCAAGGACUUUUUCGGUAAGCCCGCGUUUCUCACGGUUUCAGGGCAGCUUUCGGCGGAGACGUACGCUUCGGCUCUGAGCGACGUGUACACUUUUGGGCCCACGUUUCGUGCAGAGAAUAGUAACACAUCUCGCCACCUCGCCGAGUUUUGGAUGAUCGAGCCAGAGAUGGCGUUUGCAUCCCUCGCGGAUGACAUGUCGAAUGCGGAGGCCUACAUCAAGUACGUGACGACGCGCGUGUUGACGCAGUGCACAAAAGACCUGGAGUUUUUCGACAAGUAUGUCGAGCCUGGUCUACUAGAAAAACUAAGGGUGGUGAUGAACGAGUCGUUUGCAAGGGUCACGUACACCGAGGCGGUUGAGCUUCUCGAAAAGGCGAACAAGCGCAACAAGAAAGGAAAGCGGCGAUUCGAGUUUGAUAUCUCGUGGGGAUGCGACUUUCAAUCUGAGCAUGAGCGCUAUUUGGCGGAGGAGCACUUUAAGCGACCUGUGUUCGUGUACAACUAUCCGAGCGGGAUUAAGGCGUUCUACAUGCGGGAAAACGACGGGGAUGGUGGGCAGACAGUAGAGGCGAUGGAUCUCCUAGUGCCUGGAAUCGGGGAACUAAUCGGAGGAAGCGCGCGGGAGGACCGGUUAAACGUGUUGGAGCGCAAGAUGCGAGCCAGUGGGCUAGAGAAGGAGGCGUAUUGGUGGUACCUGGAUUUGCGACGGUACGGGUCGGUGCCUCACGCAGGAUACGGGCUUGGGUUUGAGCGGCUGAUUCAGUUUGUGACUGGGCUAGACAACAUUCGAGACGUGAUCCCAUUUCCCAGGUAUCCCGGGAGUGCGGAGUUUUAG
Messenger RNA from Chondrus crispus (carragheen), 1635 nucleotides. Its product is annotated as asparagine--tRNA ligase, chloroplast precursor. The transcript has a single exon. Gene Ontology annotation, biological process: asparaginyl-tRNA aminoacylation. Gene Ontology annotation, cellular component: mitochondrion. The coding region runs from base 1 to 1635 and encodes 544 amino acids. NCBI's taxonomy places the organism in Eukaryota, Rhodophyta, Florideophyceae, Gigartinales, Gigartinaceae. The record is from RefSeq and is a predicted model, not a curated record. Gene Ontology annotation, molecular function: ATP binding; asparagine-tRNA ligase activity; nucleic acid binding.